AGCGGAAGUCGUCACUCAGAAGAGCCCGAGCCUCACGCCGCGGAUCCCGCAGUAGACUCGCCAUGGCAAUGGGCGGUAGCGGUGGUGUCCCAGAGCAGGAAGAUGCGGUGCUGUUCCGGCGUGGCACAGGCCAGAGUGAUGAUUCUGACAUUUGGGAUGAUACAGCGUUGAUAAAAGCCUAUGAUAAAGCUGUGGCUUCAUUUAAGCAUGCUCUAAAGAAUGGUGACAUUUGUGAACCUUCAGACAAACCAAAAGGCACACCUAAAAGAAAACCUACUAAGAAGAAUAAAAGCCAAAAAAAGAAUACCACGACUCCAUUGAAACAGUGGAAAGUUGGUGAUAAAUGUUCUGCCAUUUGGUCAGAAGAUGGCUGCGUUUAUCCAGCUACCAUUGCGUCACUUGAUUUAAAGAGAGAAACCUGUGUUGUGGUUUACACUGGAUAUGGAAAUAGAGAGGAGCAAAAUCUGUCUGAUCUACUUUUCCCAACCUUUGGAGGAGUUAAUAAUGUAGAUCAGAAUACUCAGGAGAAUGCUCAAGAGAAUGAAAAUGAAAGUCAAAUUUCAACAGAUGAAAGUGAGAACUCCUCCAGGUCUCCUGGAAAUAAACCAAAUAACAUCAAGUCUAAAGCUGCUGCAUGGAAUUCUUUCCUGCCUCCACCGCCGCCAGUGCCAGGGUUGGGAGUGGGACCCGGAAAGCCAGGCCUAAAAUUCAGUGGCCCACCACCACCACCGCCACCCUCCUUCCUAUCAUGCUGGCUACCUCCAUUUCCUUCUGGACCACCAAUAAUUCCCCCACCACCUCCCAUAUGUCCAGAUUCUCUUGACGAUGCAGAUGCCCUGGGAAGUAUGUUAAUCUCUUGGUACAUGAGUGGCUAUCAUACUGGCUAUUAUAUGGGCUACAGACAAAGUCAAAAAGAAGGAAAGUGUUCGCAUUUCAAUUAAGGAGUUACUCGUACAGUGUACUUUUAUGGGUACAGCUCUCUCCCACGGAGAAUGGUAUUUUGAUGUUCCCUUGUCAGUGUGAAAAAAGCUUCAUCAUUUUCUUCAUGAACACUUGGUUGGAUAGCACAGUCCUCUGCAUUUUUUCAGUUGUCGCAUGUGUUCCAUGCUUUAAUAACCAAGGAAGUGUUUUUAGGGAAUAAUCAGUUUGAAUAACUGGACAGUGCAAAUAUGGGUGGUUAAAAGAUUCUCUGGGUUGCAUAUAGUGCAUAAAAGUCAUCUGUCAAAUUACAGUUGAGCAUGCUUUUAUAUUGUCACUUCCUUUGUAUGUUAAACUUUUUAUUGAUACUUUUAAAAAUAAAUGUGAUAAAUCUUUUUUUUUUUUUAAACCUGAAAUACAUGAAUAUUUUUCUUUGGAAUAUAUAUGGUGAGGUUAAAUCUGUCUGAAGAUGUAGGAAGGAAACUACUUGGACUAAUUGGGUAAAAUAGUAUUGAAAAGGUACAACCAGUUGUAAAGCACUCUCACUGAUAAUCCAAAGUUAAGAAACAAAGGCUAGCUGAGUGUCACAAGGACUGGAUUUGCCCAGUCAGGAACCAAGACUCUGUCUGCUUCUUGGGAGUCUUGUUGUCAUUUUCCUCUCUGUACCUUCUCUUUCUUGUCUUUGUCUCUGUCCUUGUCUCUCUGUUUGACUCCCCGCCUCCGUUUUCCCUUCCCUCUCCCUCUCCCUCGCUCUCUUCCCUACUUCCUCUCUCCCAACUGCUUCCUCUCUCAACUGUGCCUGGCCCAUUUCCUCAAAGAAGAUUCAGCACAGUUGUCUGAGUUUAAUUUUAGUUAUGAAGGUAGCUUAUUUGCUUUUAAGUAAUUUUUACUGCUUUAAAUACAUAAUACAAUUGGAAAAUGGUUUUAAGUUCAACCAAGUUAUUCAUUUCAGUGAAUAUUUAUUGAAUUUUGUGUCUGUGCUAGCACCGUUCUAGGUGCUUGGAAGACAACACUGAACACAACAGAUGAAAGUCUGCCCUCAUGAAAUUUGUAGUGGUGGGAACCAGACAGUAAACAAGUUAAAUGUCUAAGGUGACAGAUGGUUAUAAAGGCUAUAGAUAAAAGAGAAGCAGGGAAAGUGAGAUUGCGGGGGGUGCUUUUUAAAAAAAAAUGGUCAGGGAUGGGAAAAUUUGGGAGCAGUUAAUGGUGAUGGUUGAACAACAUGAUGAACAUAUUAAUGUCACUGAACUGUACAAGUAGAGAUGGUUGAAAUGGCAGAGGCUUAUUAUUUACCAUAAUUUAAAAAUUAUUUACCAUGAAUAAAAAAAGAAAUCAGGGGAAUCCUUGUUGGCAUGACAUUUGAGCAGAGAUCGGAAUGAAAUGAGAGUGAGAGCCAUUCAGAUAACUAGAAAGAACCUUCUAGGCAAAGGAGAUGACAGGUGAAGGCUUGAAGGAAUGAAAGACUCUAAGGAAGACUCAGCCUCACAUGUUCAGGGAACAGCAGGGAGACCUGUGUGACUCAAGUAGAAUGAACAUGGGGGAAGAAAUUGAGAUGGGGUUAAGAGGGGCAACCAGGGACCAGGUCACGUGUAGGCCAUUGUAAGGUCUUCAGUAUUUACUUUGAGCUGGGAAUCUAUUGGAAAGUUUUGAGCUAGAGAUGUAGCAUGAUGAGACAUAAAAAGUGCCUUCUGACUGCUAUGUUGCAAAUAGACCAUAGGGAGGAAGCAGGCAGACUAGUUAGGACCAGUGGGUAGUACUGUUUGCAUCUGAAUGUAUAUUGAGGUAGAGCCUUCAGGAUUUGUCAAUAGAUGGGAUGUGGAGUAUGAGAGAGAAGAGUCAAGGAUAACUCCAAGCUUUUUGGCCUAAGCAACUGGAAGAAUAAAGUUGGAAUUUACUGAGCUGGAAAAGUCUACAUAAAGAGUACUUUUUUGGAGAGGAAUGGUUAAGAGUUGGCUUUUGGACAUAAAAAUUUGAGAUGCCCAUCAGUAGGAGUUGCAUAUGAGUAAGGAGUUCGGGGGAAAGUCUGGGCUAGAGAUGAAAAUUUAGAAGUCAACCCAGAGGCGGAAUUUAAAGCCAUUCAACAGGAUGAGAUAGGCAAAGAGUGAAUUUAAAUGAAGAUGUUGUCAGGAAAAAACUCCAGGAGUACUCCCAGUGUUUAGAGAUCAGAGAUAUGAGCAGAAACAGCAAAGGAAACCAAGAAGGGAGCCCCCAGUGAGUUAGGAAAAUGAGGAGGGAUGUGAUGUCCUGGAAGCCAAGUGAAGAACAAACUUUGAGGAGGUGGGAAUGUCAUAUGCUACCAAUAGGUCACAUGCUGCUAAUGGGCCCAGUAAGAUGAGGACUGAGAAGUGCCCAUUGAAUUUGGCAAUGGGAGGUCAUUGGUGACCUUGGGGGCUGUUCUGGUGGAAUAAUGUAGGUGAAAGCCUGAAGGGAGGGAGUGAAAGAAUGAGAGAACAGUUGAAGAUAGUGCAUGUAGAUGAAUUUUGUAUUGUUUACUUCUGAGUUUUUGUUAUAUUUGGAUAUUAAUAAAAUCAUAUUUGAUACAGCUUUAUUUUAGUAAGGGUGUUAUUUUGUGCAACUUGUUUCAGUUACGUACCUGUGUAUGUGAUAUGUAUUUGAUGUUGGUGGUGUGUGUAUGUGUACUGCAUUGUAAUAUUAAAUAUAUUUUUUAUUGUGGGUCAUGGUAAAAAAGUUUGAAAAAUAUGGAGUUAUGAAAGACUAGGUAGGCAACUCGGGGGCAGUGAGUUUAUGUUAACGGAGGAGGAACACUUCAGAAAAAGAGGGUGAGAAUGAUUGCAUAACUUGAAUGUAAUCAAUGUCACUGAAUUGUACAUGCAGAAAUUGAAUUAGUGUAUGUUCUGCUGUGUAUAUUCUCAUCAACCACAAAAAAAUAAGCAAGUUAUUUAAAAAAUAUGGAGUUAAAGCAAGAAAGUGCAGGGAAUCAAUGUUCAAGGAAGAGGUUGAGUAUAUGUGGGAUUUUACCCAAAGUGGGCACAGUGGGAGGAUUUAGGGAGCUGAGAGGCUUGGGAAAUGUGAUCACAGAGGGGGAGUUUAGAACCAGAAGAGUGAGUGCUGGACAAUGAGGGACGAUCCAGUAAAGAAAAAGAGGGUAUUUAGCUCUGUGGGCAGCAUAGUCUCUGUUGCAAUUUUUUUUUUAACCCUUUAAAAAUGUAAAAAUGACUCAGCUCAAGGGCCGUAUAAAAACAGUCCAGGGGCCAUACUUUGAUGACACUGCACUAUACUAAGAGGCUCUUAACAGAAGCUCUGAACAAAUAAUUUUCAUGGAGUCCUGUUUGUUUUCAAAUUAUUAUUUUUAAUUGGUAGCCUUUAAAAGUAGCCUGCCUUUUACCUUUGUCCUCCGGCUGUCCUGUUCCCCUCUCUGAAGUCAAUCACUGUUAGAUGUUUUCUUGUAUAUCACUUGAAAAGUUUUCUAUGAAUGUGUAACAUGCAUGUGUACAUCCUGUCAUUCAGUUUUAAGAAAUUUAACUAGGUUC
This is a messenger RNA of Loxodonta africana (African savanna elephant), 4409 nucleotides long. RefSeq names its product survival of motor neuron protein. Gene Ontology annotation, cellular component: nucleus; cytoplasm. The record is from RefSeq and is a predicted model, not a curated record. NCBI's taxonomy places the organism in Eukaryota, Metazoa, Chordata, Mammalia, Proboscidea, Elephantidae. The transcript is spliced from 10 exons. Gene Ontology annotation, biological process: mRNA processing. The coding region runs from base 63 to 941 and encodes 292 amino acids. Gene Ontology annotation, molecular function: RNA binding.